Molecule: messenger RNA, 2680 nt
Organism: Cuculus canorus (common cuckoo)
Lineage: Eukaryota; Metazoa; Chordata; Aves; Cuculiformes; Cuculidae
Gene: TNFRSF1A
Product: TNF receptor superfamily member 1A
Exons: 10
Coding region: 120-1409 (429 amino acids)
Biological process (GO): signal transduction; inflammatory response
Cellular component (GO): mitochondrion; signaling receptor complex; membrane raft
Molecular function (GO): tumor necrosis factor receptor activity; tumor necrosis factor binding
Source: RefSeq, a predicted model, not a curated record
GGGAGGAGGAGGCAUGAGAGGCGGGGACAGGGCGCGGGCGGUGUCCCGCUCUCGGCGCGCGGCUCGGGGCAGGCAGGCGGCGCGGGGCCCGGCCAUGGGCUCGUAGCGGGCCGGCGGCCAUGGGCGGGCUGGCGCAGCCCCGCCGCUUGCUGCGCGCGGUUAUGCUAACAUUUAUCUGUGUGUUGAUGAAGGAAUCUGUAGAAACUGAUCCAGUGCCAUAUGCACUGCAAGUCCAUCGGGUAGCUUUGGAUGGAAGAGACCCCUCUAACCACUUGAGGAGAGAAAAGAGGCAGGUGCAGUGUCAAUUAGGACAAUACCUACAUCCCAGAAAGACCCACUGCUGCAUGAGGUGCCAUGCAGGUACCUACAAGGCAAAAGACUGUGAGGGGCCUGGGCAGGCGCCUGUCUGUCUUCCGUGUGCUAAUGGCACCUUCACGGCUGUUGAUAACACUAUGUCUAAAUGCUUCCAGUGUACGCGUUGCCGUAUAGAAUUCCAGCAGAUAGUAGAGACCCCCUGCACCCCAAAGCAAGAUACCGUAUGUGGCUGUCGGAAGAAUCAAUAUCAGAUUGGCCUGCCUGAUCUUUUCCAGUGUAGGAACUGCAGACUGUGUACCAAUGGGAUUAUUGCCAACUGUUCGAAGAACAAAGACACAAUUUGCAGGUGUAAACCUGGAUUCUUCCUGACACUUAGUAACAUUUGCAAGCCUUGCAACAGCUGCAUUGGGGAAGAUUGCUUGCAGUGUCAUAGCCCAGUGACUACUUCACCGGCUUCAUCGGGGCUGAAUGGGACCCUCAUCCUUGGCAUUAUCGUUGCAAUAUUUGGAGUUAUCUCUGUUGUCUACAUUGUGAAUAAACUAGUGAAGCUGAUCCAGGAAAAUGCUAUAGCAUCAUCUUUCUACUCCUGUGUUUCUUUGCCACAGACAACCAAGGAGCCAGCAUGUGAGGUUGACGUAAAAAGAAAUGAAAUUUCCAUCCUUCUUCCCGAGUCCCAGAAGGAAAUGGAAUUGUUAGUCAAUGCAUCACCACCACCACCUGCACCUCUGCCGCAAAGUUCACAUGAGUUACCAGACUGUGUCAGACCUGCCAGAAAGACACAGCUUCCAGACAACCCUGCUAUUCUCUACACUGUGGUGGAUCACGUACCGCCAUCUCGGUGGAAAGAGUUUGUGAGGCGUCUGGGUCUGAGUGACUACGAUCUAGAGCGAAUUGAGAUGGAGCAUCGGCGUUUACGAGAUGCACAGUAUGAAAUGCUUAGACUGUGGCAACUGCAGAUGGGCCAUGCUGCAACUGUGGAGCACAUCAGUUGUGUUCUUAAUCAGAUGGAGCUGAGUGGCUGCAGUGAAGCUAUUCAAGAGGCUUUGCUACACCAGAACUCUCCACUACCUUGCAGCAUCCACAGCCAUCUUUAAUCUAUUUCUGCUUUAGUCACCCUCACUGUGACUUUAAGAGACAAUUGUAACUCCCUUCCUAUCCUGUCUUCCCUUUCCCAUACCUCCUACCUUUCUAACACUUCUCAACUGGGUUUAUUGGGAGACAGCAGUGGAUGAUGCUGGAGGAAGGCUGAGGUUUGCUUCUCAGCCACCAUGUAGUUCAGCACAUUUAAACCAAGACAGGUCUCGGCUUUCACAAGGAGGACAAGAACCUCAAAAGAAAUUUUUUGUGGACUCUUAAGAUGAAAACAGAUGCUCAGAGUGACUUGAUGAGUUGUUGAUCUACGAAGGAGUUGUUGUUGAAAAAGCUACUACACCCACCGUGUGGUCAGUAAACUUGUAGGGUGACUUGGUUAAGCUGGUUGUUCAGAUGGUAAAGUACUUGCUUAGUUCUUGCAAAUCUAUUUUUCUGCAAGAUCGGACAGCUGAACUGGCUCACAUUGCAGCCCUUUGAUUGCUCAAUCUGACUCAAGGGAAGUGGUGGGAGGAUGUGCCUAUUUCUGGGAGCAGGAGAGGAUUGCCCCCUUUCGGCAUCAAUCAGUUAUUGCUGUGGCAAGAGAAUCACGGAGAUGCAAAGGUGAUGGCUGUGAGAGAAACGGGGGGACGGUAUCCUUUCCACAUCCCCAUUUUCCUCAGGCUCAAGAGCAAUAAGGAUUCUGAGCCAAUGAGUCAGAUGAGAGGGUUGGUGCUUUUUUUCCCUCAAGUUUUUUUUGUCUGUACCUAAAAGCCAUGUAAGAUAGCAUUAACAAAAACCCUGCCUGUGUGUUUGUCCAAGUGCACAGGGGAAGGGAAUGCGUACCUCUGUCUGGGCAAGACGGUACCUAUGUACCUUGUAGCAUGAGCACCUCUGCAAAUCCGUGCUUGCACACAGGACGGUAGGCUUCUGCCUACCUGCUUCUCUCUCUCUGAGCAAUUUAGCUGGCUCUAAUCUAACUGCAAAUGGGACUGUGUAUAUGUACAUAGAUACAGCUAUAUUUUUUAGCAACUGUUGAAUAACUUCACACUACUUCUUGGACUGUGAUUGCUACUUGGGUGUGAGAGCCCUUCGGUCCCAUCUCCAGGCUCUCGCCAUCCCUUUCUCAUGGGUGUUACUCUGGGUGAAGCAGAAGUAGCAAAACUCAAUUAGCCUGCAUCAGGUGCAGGUUGUCCACACAUUUGUAAUGUGGAUCAUUUUUAAUCUCUCUCCUCUUGACCAGAGAGAAACUUUUUGUAUAUACACUAAAUGCUCUGAAUUAAAAUUUGUAUUUUCA